This is a messenger RNA of Rubroshorea leprosula, 547 nucleotides long. The record is from the annotation of a GenBank genome assembly. NCBI's taxonomy places the organism in Eukaryota, Viridiplantae, Streptophyta, Magnoliopsida, Malvales, Dipterocarpaceae.
ACUGCAAGAGUGUGCCCACUGAGACAAAUAACACAUCUCCUUAAUGAAAUGUCCCCUAUACGAGCAUAACCAGUCAUCCAUUUUUUGUGACCCUAAAAAUAGAUCAAAACACCAGUCUCAGACGUUAAAUGGUGAAGAAUUCCAAAAUCCAUGAGAAAAAUUGCAUUUUUGGGAAGCGUAUUGACGAUCUGUUGAAGAAGUCGGAGGGCCAACGCCCUGCGGAAGGGUACAAGGUGCUGCCUAAUAGUGUCCCCUCUGGAUCUGACAUUCUUCCUCGUUUCUCGUUCCCUAAGAUCUGUUUCCAUAUCCAUGAGGCUCUAGAUUCAUUUCAAUUGCACCAUGGCAUCCCCUGUAUGGAGGCAGCUAGUGUUUCUGGUUUUUUGCGCGCGAAGAAGAAAAGGCGAUUUGGGAAUUCAGGGUUUUUGUUGGGUUUACGUGGUCGUGGUUGGCUGCGUUGUUGAUCACCUGAACUUAAUAUGGGCGGCCAACGUGGCUGUAUCUAUGCCUUUGGAUCUAAAUUUAAAAAUAGUAAAAUCAUUUAUUUAUU